AUGGAUCCUACCACGAUCGUCAAGGCAGCCAAUCCGUGGGUGCCACGUGGACGCGUGGUGGAUGAAAAGCAGAAAGUGCUGCGAACCGUACAAGGGUACGUACGGCCGUUAAAUUGUACCCGUUAUAGGCUGGUGCGAACAAUGGACAUCAACCCGUCCCCCUUGCCCGAUUCCCACUUACCCUCCGUCCCUGCACCCACUCCUUCCCCCUUCUUCGUUUCCCUCUGCAGCAUUCGCAACAAGCUCACGCCUGAGAGCAUUCUCAACAAGCUCACACCUGAGAUGUUCGAACCGCUCUUCCAGCAGCUCCUGACUGCCGGCAUCAACACACCUGAGAUCCUCCAGGAGGUAAUUUCAUUGAUUUUCACCAAGGCAGUAGACGAACCCACCUUCUGCCCAAUGUACGCUGCCCUUUGCGAAAAACUUUCGCGAGCGCUGCCCGAGUUUCCGCCGUCCAAUGGGGCAGGGGGGGAGGAAGGGGAGCCUAUUUCAUUUCGCCGUGUGCUGCUGGGCACGUGUCAGGAGGAGUUUGAACGCGCUGCUAAGCAGAGACUGCAGGCUGGCGAGUUGCUGGAGUCGCUACAGGAAGGAAGCGUGGAAGGGGACGAGGGAGGAGACGAGGGAGGAGAGGAGGGAGGAGAGGAGGGAGGGGAAGAGGAGGGGGGAGAGGAGGAGGGGGGAGAAAGGGAGACGGGAGAAGGGGACGGGGGAGAAGGGGAGGGGGUAGAAGGGGAAGGAGUAGAUGAGGUGGGAGAAGGGGAAGGAGCAAAGACAAAGAGAAGAAGAAGGAGAAGGAGAAAAGGAAAGGGAGAGAGGGGAGAUGCAGUGAGAGAAGGGGAGGGAGAUGAGGAGGGUGGGAGAGAGGGAGAGAAAGAUACAAAUGAGGAUGAUGAAAGGGAGAAGUGGGAGAAGGAGCAAGAGAGGGAGAAAGGGAAAGAGGAGGAGAAGGAGCAGCGGAAAGCCAAGGCUCGGACAUUGGGAAACAUUCGGCUGAUAGGGGAGCUGUUUCUUCAGAGACUGAUUCCCGAGAAGGUGGUUCACUCGUGUGUGCAGGUGAGUGGUCCGAUUCUAUGUGCGCUGGUGUGCAAGUGCAUGACCUUUUGGGUAAUCCUUCAUCCGUCCCCCCGCCCUCAACUGUCCCCCCGCCCUCAACUGUCCCCCCGCCCUCAACUGUCCCCCCGCCCUCAUCUGUCCCCCCACCCUCAACUGUCCCCCCGCCCUCAUCUGUCCCCCCGCCCUCAUCUGUCCCCCCGCCCUCAUCUGUCCCCCUGCCCUCAUCUGUCCCCCCGCCCUCACCUGUCCCCCCGCCCUCCCACGCACCACUCGUUACCCUCCUUUAGUUCCCUCCUCCCCGUUCCCUCCCUCAGGAACUGCUGGGCGAUCCUACAUCUGUCCCCCCGCCCUCCCACGUGGAAGCAGUGUGUGUGCUGCUCACGAUAA
This is a messenger RNA of Closterium sp. Naga37s-1, 1440 nucleotides long. Lineage: Eukaryota; Viridiplantae; Streptophyta; Zygnematophyceae; Desmidiales; Closteriaceae. The record is from the annotation of a GenBank genome assembly.